Messenger RNA from Cuscuta europaea, 4396 nucleotides. The record is from the annotation of a GenBank genome assembly. Lineage: Eukaryota; Viridiplantae; Streptophyta; Magnoliopsida; Solanales; Convolvulaceae.
CCAAAACUUCAACAAAAUAUCACUUAUUGGACCAAUUAAUGAUUCAUAUCACUUAUCAAUGUAGUCAUCAACUCAAAUGUCAAUUAAGUCGGUCCUAGUAACCUGUGCAGCACAAGAUAGAUCAAACGUUUAAUAGCUUCAGGCAUUCAACUAGGAUUGAAAUUCAUCCGUCAUAAUUUACGAGGUCCUAAUAGAACUUCAAUGCUCUAAAGGGCUUCCAUAUAAAUAUAACCUCUGCGUAAAUAUUCUUGCACCAUAGCUAUCAAAGAUCUCUGGAAGCAAAAUUAAUAGCAGGUAACUUCUCUCCCUUAUGCACUUUUCUUCUUUUAUGCACACAUGGACAAUAUUAUGGCCGGCUGCUAUAGAGGUGCUAUGAGCCCUUCCAUUAGUUUAAUUUUAAUCAGAAAGGGGCUGGUUCGCUAGGGAAAUAUCAUGGCCGAAUCAGAUGAUUUCGAGAGAAACUUUGUGCGAUUUGGUCAUUCGCCGGGAAGAAGAACAAGGGGUUGAGCUCUUCUGAUCUUAUUCUGUCUGCGUCUGGGAGGAGUCGGCCAUGGUUGCCAAGUGCCAAUUUACUCUCCUAUAGAUCUUCUUUAUUUGCUCGCUUGAGGAUGACGCUGAUUCUGGGCAUUAUUCUUAGCAUAAGACCAACGGAGGUUGCUGCUCGCUCACCGGAGAAGAUGACGCCGAUGCGAUGCCGUCGCUGCAGAGUUUUCUUCGCGCUUAUGUUCGCCGAUGGGCUCUAGGCUGUCGUACCUCUUGCGUGAAGAUGCCCAGGGAUGAGGAUGCUGUACUGUUUUUAAUAAAUAUUGGGCAUGUCCAGAAUUUUAGCCUCCUCAAAGGGUAGUUCUAAAAGAGGCCCAAUUUUCUGCUAUUUCAUGUCCAUUGUAUAUGGUGUCAUUUAUUGAAGAGGAAGGAGAUUGACUAAUUAUCGAUCGUCGGUGUCGCUUGGAGCCUUUCGUUGGGCUUUCGUUGGGCUAGUGAUACUGAUCUAAAGAAUUAGGCCGAUUUCCGAUCGUCGGUGUCGCUUGGAGCCUUUCGUUGGGCUAGUGGCAUUGAUCUAAAGAAUUAGGCUGAUUGCCGGUCAUGGGUGUCACUUGGGGCCCUUUUUUGGGUUAGUGGAACAUAUCUAAAGAAUUAGUCUUAUUGUCGGCCGUCGGUGUCACUUGGGGCCCUUCGUUGGGUUAGUGGCACCGAUCUGAAGAAUUAGGCCGAUUGCAUAUCGUCGGUGUCGCUUGGGGCCCUUCGUUGGGCUAGUGGCACCGAUCUAAAGAUAUAGGCCGAUUGUCGGUCAUUGGUGUCACUCGGGGCCCUUCGUUGCACCUGUUGACGACUGAGAUGUUGCCGCUACUUUCGACCUUUGUCCAUUCUGAAGGAGCUUGACUAAUUAUUGGCCAGUGUUACUGAUUUCUUUGUUCGUCUAGUCGGAAGAUGAAAUCAAUUGCUCGGGCUUGAGAUUGAUUAUCAUUGCUGAGCGGCCUGUUUUUUUUCUUUAUCAUCAUUAUUAUUAUUAUUACUUUAGGUUUUUUAGUAAUAAUAAAAAGAAUAAUGAUGUUUUUUUUGCAGUCCAAAAUGAUAUAUUUUAAGGACGUAAGGCGUGGAGGCAAAAAGUGUCUCUCAAUAUCAACGAGCAAGAAGAAUGACGAAGAGAUUCUUUUGGAGAUGCACAAGCCAUUUGCUCGCGAGUUUUGGGGUCCAACGGUUGUGUCCUAUCGAGUUACAAACUGGACUCCUGAGUGCGAGUAUCAAGCUCAGACAAUGCGGACUUUAGUAUCUGGCUUUACUCACAUGUCCUCUUCUGAGAUUCGUCCUUCUUUGGGUAGACGUAUCCUUGAUGAAAACAUCCCUUUGACAAAGACCUUAUCAUUUGGUGGUGAGUUUAGAUUCAUCACAGGUUAUUGGGACUGGGCCGAGGAUAUUUUGAGCAUGAGUAAAAGCGUUCUGGAGGAAGGUCUUAUUUACGAUGCUGUUUAUGCCUCAUUAUUCACGUAUGAUCGAUGUACUAAUGCUAUUCAAGCAUUUUGUGAGGCAUGGUGUCCCACGACGAAUACUUUGCUUACGUCAAUUGGCGAAUUGACGAUCACACUUUGGGACUUGCACGUUAUCGGAGGAUUGCCUAUCAUAGGAGACGCAUAUGAUAAAUCUAUUACGGGCACUUUUGAGUUGUUAAAUACGAGCGAUGACCGUUCAUUUCAUCUCUGCAAAUAUUUGUUUCACGCAUAUCAUCAUCUCUUUCCCAAAGCCAGAGAUAAGCGUGUUUUGCGUGUUCAUGCGUGGGUCAAAUUAUGGUUUAGAAAGGCCUCCAAGUAUACUAUGCCUCCAGUGAGAACAGAAAAGAAAUGAACAUCUCGUGCCAAGGCGACCCAUAAUCCGAGCGGAGCUAUUCCAAAAUUUGGAGGAUGAUCGAAUUCUAUGAAGGUACUAUUCCACGUACUCAAAGUUCCUGCUGAAUAUGAGGAAGAGGUAUAUUUAGCGGCAUUUUUAUCGUGUUGGCUUUGUGCAUUUGUAUUGCCGCAUGAAGGUCCUAGAGUUAUCCGCCCGGAAACAUUCAGAGUUGCUUGUAUGUUGGCUCGAGGGAAACGUGUAUGCCUUGCGGUCCUGGUUCUUGCAAGUGUCUAUCAUGGGCUUAAUCGGAUCUCGAAUGCUCCAGCUUCUGAUCAAGUUAGAAUGUGUUUUCCCGUUCACUAUGUCUUUGGAUGGUUGGCGUCAUACUUUGAUAUGCAUUUUUAGGAAUGAGAUCCAGUCCACGACGCCAUUAAUGAUUUCUUAUUCGGGAGAAAAUGGAGCGAGAUCCCUCGAGAAGAGAAGUGCGCACAAACGAAUUUUCCAGGGAGAUGUAUCAGCAUGGAUGUGUUCUACACAUCGGAGAAUCAAAGAAUAUUCAUUCUUCGAUGGUAAAAAUCCUCCAGAGGUUGAGUUGGCGCUUUUUAGGAGUCUUCGGUCUAAUUAUCUUGUAUUACACUACCGGGAUAAUUGCAUUGCUGAGCCUUACACUCCUCAGCGCUUUAGUCGCCAAUUUGGGUAUUUUCAGGCUUAUGCUUCUGGCUUUCUUGAGAUGCGUAAUCGGAGUGUCACACUUGCUGCUGGCUUUCAGCUUUGGCUAUAGUUUGAGCACGGCAUGUCACAAGCUGAAGCGGUAUUUCCGACUCCUCCUACUAUUCCAAUGAAAUUUUAUUCAUUGCAGUAUAAAGAAUGGUGGGGUCAAGUCCAUGGAAGUUAUUUGGAGAAUUAUGUGAGCGACUUGAUCAAGAUUUGCGAUCUUGCGGUUGGUGAUGUGAUCACCCCUUCAGAUCCUGUGACUCCAAUCUCCAAGAAGAAGAAAAUGCCUGAUACUGAAGCUGAAUCUUUGCCUCAGAAAAAGGCUAAGCUUGUAGCACCUAGGGCUGAAGUUUUGAUUAAGGAUGUUGAGAAGGAAAUGUCUCCUGCCAAUGAAAGGCGGAGUAGUGAUGAGAGGAACUGGAAGCAUUUUAGGAAACCUCAUGUUGGGCCACUGAAGAUUCAUGCAGUCCUUGAUGAUGCUAGUUCCUCGAAUCAUGUUUCUUCAUCUAGCUCAAGUGAAGGAGAAAGCGCAGAUCAUGACACCGUCGCUGGAUAGAUAGCAGAAACCGGCCCAAGUCAUUGCAAAGAAGUUCCGAUCCAUGAAAUACCCAAGUCUUCUCAUGCGAAACCGGCUGCAUCUGUAUUCCAUGCAGAAGACUACUUAUUUACUUUGUAUAAGCAGUUCAUCAUUAAUACUUGGAGUGGCAUUCAACAAAAGUUAGGACGGGCUACAGCAGAGAACGUCUCAUCUCUUCGGGAGAGUGUUGAGAAUUGUGUUAUCUUGAUGGAGAAGGAGGGCAUUGACCUUUCCAUGUUGAAGACGAGAGUGAAGCAUUUCUUUGAAAGGGCACAAGCAUUUGAUCAGACGUGCUCGACUGUUGCUGAUAGGGUUUCUUCUGAGAAACAAUCUCAGGAAUUGGCUAUGUCGCAGGCUUUUUGUGAAGAUAUUGAAGCUAAAAGAUCUCAAAACCAAGUGACAUUACUUGAUGAUGAGAAAUCUCUUAAUGAUAUCAAGAAGAAGAUAGCCUUAUUGGAAGCUGAAGCUAAGGAAGUAGAAGUUUCGAUCUCCAAGCGUCGUGUAGAGGCUAGUGACUUAGACGCAGCUCUUAAGAAGGCUAACGAGGAAUCUUCACGAAUUUUGAAGACUAUCAAAGCAUCAGAUGAGGAUCAAUUUAUUUUAAGUACUCAGAUGAAGGAGCUAGAGGCCUUGAAGGAUGACUUAGUUAGCUUUAAAUUGUUUUUAGGCUGAUACUUAGCUCUUAGAUUAGCUUUUAGUCAGCAAACAACUCUUUUCUUUACUUCUUACCAAACUAUAUAUGGAUAUUUGCUUCCUUUGUUGCUUCUCAUGAGUUGAUAUUUC